Molecule: messenger RNA, 1752 nt
Organism: Cebus imitator (Panamanian white-faced capuchin)
Lineage: Eukaryota; Metazoa; Chordata; Mammalia; Primates; Cebidae
Product: killer cell lectin-like receptor subfamily B member 1
Exons: 5
Coding region: 169-720 (183 amino acids)
Source: RefSeq, a predicted model, not a curated record
AAUGAACGUGCAGUAAGUGGAUUGUCUCAGUAAUUUAGAGAGAAACCCCCCAAUAGAAGCGUAGGUAGGUGGGGACAAAAGAGAGACAACAAAGUACUACAAGUAGAGCACUUCCUUUUUCAGAUUUUGCCUCACGGAAUUGAGAGUUUGUUCUUAUACACAAGUCUAAUGCCCCCUUCCUCUUCUGCAAUGGACCAGGUGGUGUAUGCUGAUUUAAACUUACCCAGGGACUCAGGCCCAGAAAGUUCUUCACCUUCAUCUCUUCCUCGGGAUGUCUGCCAGGGUUCACCUUGGCACCAAUUUGCCCUGAAACUUGGCUGUGCUGGGAUUAUUCUUCUUGCCUUGGUUGUUACUGGGUUGAGUGUUUCAGUGACAUCGUUAAUACGGAAAUCAUCAAUAGAAAAAUGCAGUGUGGACAUUCAACAGAACAUGAGUAAAACAACAGAGAGACUGAGUCUCUUAAACUGCCCAAUAUCUUGGAAGAAAGUCGGAGAGAAAUGUUUGUUACUUUCUGACACUGUCAACCCUUGGAAUAACAGUCUAGCUGACUGUUCCACAAAAGAAUCCCGUUUGCUGCUUAUUCAAGAUAAGGAAGAAUUGAGACUCACACAGAAGCUGAUACAUGACAAAGCCAUUCCAUUUUGGAUUGGAUUAAAGUUUUCAUUACCAGAGAAGAAAUGGAAGUGGAUAAAUGACUCUUUUUUAAAUUCUGAUCAGUGAGUAUUAGAUUAACUCAUUUUAUUCAAUUUAUAUCAGGUUUACACUGCAAGGUAGUAACACUGAAGAUUGAGUUUUGUAGUUUUAAUUUGUUUUAACAACUCUCCAGAGGUUCAGAAUAGGGUAAGAAGGUGGAUGAUCUCAAAGUUGUUUGGAAAUUUCUAUAGAUGAAAAGAUAUCAGCUCUUUAUAAGAAAAUACAUUUUUAUCUGCAAUGGAGUUUUAGGGGACAUGAAACAGACUAAUUUAUUUGGAAGGGGCAAAUUAAAUUAAAAAUAAUGUCCACCUGGAGGCCAUUGGCACACAGAAUGUCUUAAGUAGUGUUUUUCAAACUGUAGGAAAACCUUAGUGGGUAAUAAGACCAAUGUAGUGGGUCACCGCUGACAUUAAAAGAAAGAAAAGAUAGUAAAUAUCAGAGUGCAGACCCGGACACCCACACUGUGACAAAUAUUGCAGUAUAUUUGAACCACUGCUGUGAAAGGGAGAGGUGUUUGAGAGGAUGUGACAAAAACAUGCAUAAGCCACUUGCUGUUUUCUCUUCAAUGUCACAUUCUUUUUUCUUGUGUAAGACAGUCAAAAUAACCAUCAAUGUAGUAUGAGGGUUGAUGCAACACAAGUAAAUUUCAUAUUUUAGCAGAAUUUGUGGUUAAUUUUGCAGAAAAGGGCAAGGUAUUUUCUUUUCUCACAAGCAAAAGUGUGUAGGCUUUCAACCAUAUUUCUGUAAAGAACUUUUAAUUUUUCAAAAAAGAUAACACAGAGAGUUGUAUUUAAUGUGUCUAUAAAUGAUUUAGUCAAAUUGGAAGCAUUUACACUUAAAAUGUAUUUUCUGCCAGUCAAAAAACGAGGUUAAAACAUAAAACAUAAAAUGUUUAAGUUUAUCUAAAGUAUACUAAUAAUUUAUGAAGUAUGUAAAGUAUUAAACACUGAAAGAAAUGUUGGCUGAAUUAGCAAAUUUUGCCAUUAUAUGAGCCACAUUCCAAAUACUUUAUAAAGUGUAAGAUUUUAAAAUAAAGAUUUUUUUUUUUUUUGAGACGAA